Messenger RNA from Suricata suricatta (meerkat), 5709 nucleotides. It is a transcript of the gene ARID1A, whose product is annotated as AT-rich interaction domain 1A. Gene Ontology annotation, molecular function: nucleosome binding; DNA binding. Gene Ontology annotation, biological process: positive regulation of DNA-templated transcription; regulation of transcription by RNA polymerase II; chromatin remodeling. Gene Ontology annotation, cellular component: nBAF complex; brahma complex; nucleoplasm. The transcript is spliced from 19 exons. NCBI's taxonomy places the organism in Eukaryota, Metazoa, Chordata, Mammalia, Carnivora, Herpestidae. The coding region runs from base 1 to 5709 and encodes 1902 amino acids. The record is from RefSeq and is a predicted model, not a curated record.
AUGGAUCAGAUGGGCAAGAUGAGACCUCAGCCAUAUGGCGGGACUAACCCAUACUCGCAACAACAGGGACCUUCAUCAGGACCGCAGCAAGGACAUGGGUACCCAGGGCAGCCAUAUGGGUCCCAGACCCCGCAGCGGUACCCGAUGGCCAUGCAGGGCCGGGCACAGAGUACCAUGGGCGGCCUCUCUUAUGCACAGCAGAUUCCUCCUUACGGACAACAAGGCCCCAGUGGGUAUGGUCAACAGGGCCAGACUCCAUAUUACAACCAGCAAAGUCCUCACCCCCAGCAGCAGCAGCCACCCUACUCCCAGCAGCCCCCACCCCAGAACCCUCACGCCCAGCCUUCCUAUCAGCAGCAGCCGCAGUCGCAGCCGCCACAGCUCCCGUCUUCUCAGCCUCCCUAUUCCCAGCAGCCAUCCCAACCUCCACAUCAGCAGUCCCCGACUCCAUACCCCUCCCAGCAGUCCACGACCCAGCAGCACCCCCAGAGCCAGCCCCCCUACUCACAGCCACAGGCACAGUCUCCCUACCAGCAGCAGCAACCUCAGCAGCCAGCCUCCUCGACGCUCUCCCAGCAGGCUGCGUACCCCCAGCCCCAGUCUCAGCAGUCCCAGCAAACUGCCUAUUCCCAGCAGCGCUUCCCUCCGCCACAGGAGUUAUCUCAAGAUUCAUUUGGGUCUCAGGCAUCCUCAGCCCCCUCAAUGACCUCCAGUAAGGGAGGGCAAGAAGAUAUGAACCUGAGUCUUCAGUCAAGACCCUCAAGCUUGCCUGAUCUGUCUGGUUCAAUAGACGAUCUUCCCAUGGGGACAGAAGGAGCUCUGAGCCCUGGAGUGAGCACAUCAGGGAUUUCCAGCAGCCAAGGAGAGCAGAGUAAUCCAGCUCAGUCUCCUUUCUCUCCUCAUACCUCCCCUCACCUGCCUGGCAUCCGAGGCCCCUCCCCGUCCCCUGUUGGCUCUCCCGCCAGUGUUGCCCAGUCUCGCUCAGGACCACUCUCGCCUGCUGCAGUGCCAGGCAACCAGAUGCCACCUCGGCCACCCAGUGGCCAGUCGGACAGCAUCAUGCAUCCUUCCAUGAACCAAUCGAGCAUUGCUCAAGAUCGAGGUUACAUGCAGAGGAACCCCCAGAUGCCCCAGUACAGUUCCCCCCAGCCCGGCUCGGCCUUAUCUCCGCGUCAGCCUUCGGGUGGACAGAUGCACACAGGCAUGGGCUCCUACCAGCAGAACUCCAUGGGGAGCUAUGGUCCCCAGGGGAGUCAGUACGGCCCACAGGGAGGCUACCCCAGGCAGCCAAACUAUAAUGCCUUGCCCAAUGCUAACUACCCCAGUGCGGGCAUGGCUGGAAGCAUGAACCCUAUGGGUGCUGGAGGUCAGAUGCAUGGGCAGCCUGGCAUCCCACCUUAUGGCACACUCCCUCCAGGGAGAAUGAGUCAUGCCUCCAUGGGCAACCGGCCUUAUGGCCCUAACAUGGCCAAUAUGCCACCUCAGGUUGGGUCAGGGAUGUGUCCCCCACCAGGGGGCAUGAACCGGAAAACUCAAGAAACUGCUGUCGCCAUGCAUGUUGCUGCCAACUCUAUCCAAAACAGGCCACCAGGCUACCCCAAUAUGAAUCAGGGAGGCAUGAUGGGAACUGGACCUCCCUACGGACAAGGGAUUAAUAGUAUGGCUGGUAUGAUCAACCCUCAGGGACCCCCGUAUCCCAUGGGUGGAACCAUGGCCAACAAUUCAGCAGGGAUGGCAGCCAGCCCAGAGAUGAUGGGCCUUGGGGACGUCAAGUUAACUCCAGCCACCAAAAUGAACAACAAGGCAGAUGGGACACCCAAGACAGAAUCCAAAUCCAAGAAAUCCAGUUCUUCUACUACAACCAAUGAGAAGAUCACCAAGUUGUAUGAGCUGGGUGGUGAGCCUGAGAGGAAGAUGUGGGUGGACCGUUAUCUGGCCUUCACGGAGGAGAAGGCCAUGGGCAUGACAAAUCUGCCUGCUGUGGGUAGGAAACCUCUGGACCUCUAUCGCCUCUAUGUGUCUGUGAAGGAGAUUGGUGGAUUGACUCAGGUCAACAAGAACAAAAAAUGGCGGGAACUUGCGACCAACCUCAAUGUGGGCACCUCAAGCAGUGCUGCCAGCUCCUUGAAAAAGCAGUACAUCCAGUGUCUGUAUGCCUUUGAGUGCAAGAUUGAACGGGGGGAAGAUCCUCCCCCAGACAUCUUUGCAGCUGCUGAUUCCAAGAAGUCCCAGCCCAAGAUCCAGCCUCCCUCUCCUGCGGGAUCUGGGUCUAUGCAGGGGCCACAGACACCUCAGUCAACCAGCAGCUCCAUGGCAGAAGGAGGAGACCUGAAGCCACCAACUCCAGCAUCUACACCACACAGCCAGAUCCCCCCCUUGCCAGGCAUGAGGAGCAAUUCGGUUGGGAUCCAGGAUGCCUUUCCUGAUGGAAGUGACCCCACAUUCCAGAAGCGGAAUUCCAUGACUCCAAACCCUGGGUACCAGCCCAGUAUGAAUACCUCUGACAUGAUGGGGCGCAUGUCCUACGAGCCAAAUAAGGAUCCUUAUGGCAGCAUGAGGAAAGCUCCAGGGAGCGAUCCCUUCAUGUCCUCAGGGCAGGGCCCCAAUGGCGGAAUGGGAGACCCCUACACCCGAGCUGCUGGCCCUGGGCUGGGAAAUGUGGCGAUGGGACCUCGACAGCACUAUCCCUACGGAGGUCCUUAUGACAGAGUGAGGACGGAGCCUGGAAUAGGACCCGAGGGAAACAUGGGCACUGGAGCCCCACAGCCGAAUCUCAUGCCUUCCAACCCAGACUCGGGGAUGUAUUCUCCUAGCCGCUACCCCCCGCAGCAGCAGCAGCAGCAGCAGCAGCAGCAACGACAUGAUUCCUAUGGCAAUCAGUUCUCCACUCAAGGCACCCCUUCCAGCAGCCCCUUCCCCAGCCAGCAGACCACAAUGUAUCAGCAGCAGCAGCAGAAUUACAAGCGGCCGAUGGAUGGCACGUACGGCCCUCCUGCCAAGCGGCACGAAGGGGAGAUGUACAGUGUGCCGUACAGCACUGGGCAGGGGCAGCCCCAACAGCAGCAGCUGCCUCCAGCCCAGCCCCAGCCUGCCAGCCAGCAGCAAGCUGCCCAGCCUUCCCCUCAGCAAGAUGUGUACAACCAGUAUGGCAACACUUACCCUGCCACUGCCGCUGCUGCUACUGAGCGCCGACCAGCGGGCGGCCCCCAGAACCAGUUUCCAUUCCAGUUUGGCCGAGACCGUGUCUCUGCACCCCCCGGCUCCAAUGCCCAGCAGAACAUGCCACCGCAAAUGAUGGCCGGCCCCAUACAGGCAUCGGCUGAGGUGACUCAGCAAGGCACCAUGUGGCAAGGGCGUAAUGACAUGACCUACAAUUACGCCAACAGGCAGAGCACUGGCUCUGCCCCCCAGGGCCCCACCUAUCAUGGUGUGAACCGAACAGAUGAAAUGCUGCACACGGAUCAGAGGGCCAACCAUGAAGGCCCGUGGCCUUCCCAUGGCGCACGUCAGCCCCCAUAUGGUCCCUCUGCCCCCGUGCCCCCCAUGACGAGGCCCCCUCCAUCCAACUACCAGCCCCCACCAAGCAUGCAGAAUCACAUUCCUCAGGUAUCCAGCCCCGCUCCCCUGCCCCGGCCAAUGGAGAACCGCACCUCCCCUAGCAAGUCUCCAUUCCUGCACUCUGGGAUGAAGAUGCAAAAGGCAGGUCCCCCAGUGCCUGCCUCGCACAUAGCACCUGCCCCUGUGCAGCCACCCAUGAUUCGGCGGGACAUCACCUUCCCACCUGGCUCUGUCGAAGCAACGCAGCCUGUGUUGAAGCAGAGGAGGCGGCUCACAAUGAAAGACAUUGGAACCCCGGAGGCAUGGCGGGUAAUGAUGUCCCUCAAGUCUGGGCUGCUGGCAGAGAGCACAUGGGCAUUAGACACCAUUAACAUCCUGCUCUAUGACGACAACAGCAUCAUGACCUUCAACCUCAGUCAGCUCCCAGGGUUGCUAGAGCUCCUUGUGGAAUAUUUCCGGCGUUGCCUCAUCGAGAUCUUUGGCAUUUUAAAGGAGUACGAGGUGGGUGACCCAGGACAGAGAACACUACUGGACCCUGGGAGAUUCAGCAAGGCGUCUAGUCCAGCCCCCAUGGAGGGGGAGGAGGAGGAAGACCUUCUAGGUCCUAAGCUAGAGGAGGAAGAAGAGGAGGAAGUAGUGGAAAAUGACGAGGAGAUGGCCUUUUCGAGCAAAGACAAGGUAGCCUCGGAGAGUAGUGAGGAGAAACUGGUUAGUAAGUUUGACAAGCUCCCGGUAAAGAUCGUGCAGAAGAAUGACCCGUUCGUGGUGGACUGCUCAGAUAAACUUGGGCGCGUGCAGGAGUUUGACAGUGGCCUGCUGCACUGGCGGAUUGGUGGGGGGGACACCACUGAGCACAUCCAGACCCACUUUGAGAGCAAGACAGAGCUGCUGCCUACCUGGCCUCAUGUGCCCUGCCCACCAGUCACCCGGAAACAUGUCACAGCGGCAGAGGGCACACCAGGGACAACAGAACAGGAGGGCCCCCCACCCGAUGGCCCGCCAGAGAAACGGAUCACAGCCACGAUGGAUGACAUGUUGUCCACCCGGUCUAGCACACUGAGCGAGGAGGGAGCUAAGAGUGCAGAGGCCACCAAGGAGAGCAGCAAGUUUCCAUUCGGCAUCAGCCCGGCACAGAGCCACCGGAACAUCAAGAUCCUAGAGGACGAGCCCCACAGUAAAGAUGAGACCCCACUGUGUACCCUUCUGGACUGGCAGGAUUCCCUCGCCAAGCGCUGUGUCUGUGUCUCCAACACCAUCCGAAGCCUGUCGUUUGUGCCAGGCAACGACUUUGAGAUGUCCAAACACCCAGGGCUGCUGCUGAUCCUGGGCAAGCUAAUUCUUCUGCACCACAAGCACCCCGAACGGAAGCAGGCACCACUGACUUACGAGAAGGAGGAGGAGCAGGACCAAGGGGUGAGCUGCAACAAAGUGGAGUGGUGGUGGGACUGCUUGGAGAUGCUCCGGGAAAACACCUUGGUCACGCUCGCCAACAUCUCGGGGCAGUUGGACCUCUCCCCAUACCCCGAGAGCAUUUGCCUGCCUGUCCUGGACGGACUCCUACACUGGGCAGUCUGCCCUUCCGCCGAAGCCCAGGACCCCUUCUCCACCCUGGGCCCCAACGCCGUCCUCUCCCCACAGAGACUGGUCUUGGAAACCCUCAGCAAACUCAGCAUCCAGGACAACAAUGUGGACCUGAUCCUGGCCACUCCCCCCUUCAGCCGCCUGGAGAAGUUGUAUAGCACCAUGGUGCGCUUCCUCAGUGACCGAAAGAACCCAGUGUGCCGGGAGAUGGCCGUGGUACUGCUGGCCAAUCUGGCGCAGGGUGACAGCCUGGCGGCCCGCGCCAUCGCAGUGCAGAAGGGCAGCAUCGGCAACCUCCUGGGCUUCCUGGAGGACAGCCUUGCUGCCACGCAGUUCCAGCAGAGCCAGGCCAGCCUGCUCCACAUGCAGAACCCGCCCUUCGAGCCAACCAGUGUGGACAUGAUGCGGCGGGCUGCCCGCGCGCUGCUGGCCCUGGCCAAGGUGGACGAGAACCACUCGGAGUUCACGCUGUACGAGUCACGGCUGUUGGACAUCUCAGUGUCACCGUUGAUGAACUCAUUGGUUUCACAAGUCAUUUGUGAUGUACUGUUCUUGAUUGGCCAGUCAUGA